Suillus subalutaceus is the source of this 1540-nucleotide messenger RNA. RefSeq lists its product as uncharacterized. Bases 287 to 1165 code for a protein of 292 amino acids. The record is from RefSeq and is a predicted model, not a curated record. NCBI's taxonomy places the organism in Eukaryota, Fungi, Basidiomycota, Agaricomycetes, Boletales, Suillaceae. The transcript is spliced from 5 exons.
GUUCAACGAAUCGAUCGUGUGUGGGCUUUCUCGAGAACAAUAAGGUUGGGAUGUCAAUGGCCCAGUCCACAUCAGUCCAAACUACAUAAACCGCCGCUCUCAGCUGGUCAAAAUGUAUCCCGCCUCGUUUCUUUAACCUUCAUCGUUGCUUUCUACCGGUGCUGGGCCACCUGAUCAGUGAUCAUUCAUUCACUAAAGACAUUCUUGCAAUUGCUAUCCUUUCAACUCAAACAGUCUACGAUCCCAACUAUCUCCUAGACAUCAUCAAUCCUUUCUAUCUUUUAUAAUGGUCGGCCCACGAGCAUAUAUCUUCUUUGCACUCAAUGUUGUCCGUUUCCUGAGCAUAGUGUCUCUCAUACUGGUCUUUGCCAGCAGCAUCUUUGUUAUCGUCACGGACGUCGAAGCUGUUAACGCGUUCGAAGCUGCCAAGCAAAGUGGCAAUGUCACAGCGCAAGACUUUGCUGACUGCGAAUACAUCGAGAACAGCACCGUACCUAACCAGAUUGGCGGUGUUUUCUGGGCUGUCAUCAACCGCCUACUUAUUAUCUUCCAAGUUGUCAUGCUCUUCCUUUCUGAGAUUGGUUGGCCAUCUGCUUUCUUUGAUCGCUUUUUCCCUGUGCUUGGUACGGGUUUUGGACUCGGCGCCUUGGGUAUCUUCCAAGGACUUAUCGGAGCUGCAGUCCUCUCGCAGCAUGUGGAUGACUUCACCCUUGUCUCCGCUUUCUUCCUUUUCGUCCUCGGCUGUAUCAACAUGUUCCUUGGUCUUCUCUUCCGGGAAUCAGCCAAGAGCAGGCGUUCAAUCACGUCGUGGCGCGAGGAAGCCAAGGGUGUAUUGCCAACGACGAACCUGCGUUCUGCCGCAAAUCUCGAUCUCAAUCGCUCCGGCUCAUCUGGCUCCGGGCAGUCAUCCACCUCUUCUACAGUAUAUGAUGAGAAGACGGGUGCUUCGGAGUUCGGUGCUGUGCGGAAUGGAAGCAGAGCUGGUUACGGCUUUGGGCGCCAAGGUGAGAAGGCUGCAGGCCUCAGAGGCUUCUUGAUAUCCAAACCUAUCGAGAGUCUCCCCCGCUAUGCAGCUCGUCCCACUAGCAUUCCUUCCCGGUCGUCCCGGACCUCUCGUUCCCCCUCGCCUGAACCUCAUUUCGCCUCCAGCGGUUCGGCGAUUUGACAGAAGCACCGACGCUCCCUAUGAGAACUGUUACGACGCCACGUGCAUGGCAUUAACUUGACUGGACUUGUAUUAUUCACAUGUGCACAACCACGGAUAACCCCAGCGGGAACGCUGGUCUCACGUUGAUACCUUUACUGUAUGGUGUUUUGCGGUACACUAUUUUGCGCUAUAUAGACAAUUGUAGUUUUAUUAGCGUUUCAUAUUGCAAUUAUAAUACUUUUUCCAUGUAAGCUGUCUUGUCGACUCGGAGUUGACCAAUAGUAACGACUAUCGACGGACGGGUGUGGAUAAAACCUUGUCACUUGCGCUCAGUAUGCUUUGGCUCUUGAGUGGACGGCAGUUUUACCUAUUCAAGUUUUUAGCCUUCCUUGC